AUGUCGGGAGAGGGCUUCAGGCCGGGGCCGGCCAAGAGGCACCUCGGCCCGGACUCCCCUCCCUCAGGGGCCGGGCCCUGCCGCCUCAGGCCGCCUCAGCCCGCGCCCGCCCGCGCCGACAGCGCUCCCUGGCGGCCGGGGCGAGCGCAGUGGCCGUUGCGCAGGCGCCGUUGCCGGCAAAUAAUCUGUGGCCUCAUCUGCCACCCUGAUAAGGAGCACAUUCUCUAUCCCCUGGGCUGUACCGUGGUUAUUCAAAACCUGGACAGUAAGAAACAGACCUUCUUGCGUGGCCACACUGAUAACAUCUCCUGCAUCGUCGUGUCCAGGGACGGGACGUACGUUGCUUCUGGACAAGUCACUUUCAUGAGCUUCAAGGCAGACAUCAUUCUAUGGAACUUUCAGAAGAAGGAGUUACUUGCUCGGUUCUCGCUGCAUAAGGGGGAUAUCAAAGACUUGGCAUUUUCUCCCAACAACCAUUACCUCGUGUCACUGGGAGGGCAGGAUGACGGCAGCGUGGUGGUGUGGGACAUUGCCAAGAGAAAGAAAAUCUGCUGCAGCCAUGCCUCGCCACUCAACGCGGGGAACACCACCGUCGUGGGGUGCUCCACCCGCAGAGACGAUAUCUUUGUCACUGCCGGAAGUGGAACCAUUCGAGUAUGGGAACUGGAUCUAGCAAAUAAAAAGAUCCAACCAACUGAAUGCCGGAUAGGGAGAUUGAAAAGAGAAGUGAUAUGCGUUAGGAUGGCAGAUGGUGAUCGUGUUUUUUAUGUUGGCACAUCAAGCGGUGAUAUCCUGCAAGUGAGUACAGACCACAAGGCGAUGACUCAAUACGGGCCCCUGAAGAAGAUGUUUAGCGGGGGAGUCACAGCUUUGCUGGUGCUGCGGACGGGAGAUGUAAUAGUCGGCACCGGAGCAGGGGUGGUAGCUCUCUGUAGAGGCUCCAACUACAGAAGAAUGAAGAAAAUUAAAGUUCAUGGUGCUGUCACUUCCCUGACAUGCGGAGGUGAGGGUCACCAGUUCUUCGUAGGGACAAGUGAGUGCCAGAUUUAUCGAGUCAACUACAGGGAGUUUAAAGAGGAGCUGAUUGCUGUCUCUCACAAGGAAGCCGUCCACGACAUCGUUUUCCCUUUUGGAUCUUCCAAAGUGUUCGCUACCUGCUCCAAAAAUUACAUUCGAGUGUGGCACACCCCGAAAAACAAGGAGCUCCUGCGCAUCUUCGUCCCCCACUCGAUCUGCUAUGCCGUAGAGAUUACAAGGGAUGGCCUGAGCAUCAUUUCAGCUUGGGACGACGGUAAAAUCCGUGCCUUCACGCCAGAGACGGGCCAGCCAAUGUAUGUGAUUCACUCUGCCCAUAGCCUGGGAGUGACGGCGAUCGCUGCUACAAGUGACUGUAAACGCAUCGUUAGCGGAGGAGGGGAUGGGCAGGUGAGGAUCUGGGAGAUCAGAGAGAAGACUCAGAAACUGAUCCAAAUUCUGAAGGAGCACACGUGUGCUGUGUCCUGCAUCAAGAUUAAGGAGAACGACCAAGAGUGUGUCACAACCAGCCUUGACAAAACGUGCAUCGUCUGGGAUAUUGUGCGUUUUGUAAGAAAGCAAAUAUUUCUUGCCAACACGUUGUUCAAAUGUGUGUGUUACCACCCUGAAGUGUACCAGAUAAUCACCGCUGGAACAGACAGAAAGGUUGCCUACUGGGAAGUGUUUGAUGGCUCUCUCGUCCAAGAAGUGGAAGGGUCUGCGUCUGGUACCAUCAAUGGGAUGGACAUCACAUCAGAUGGGAAGCACUUUGUCACAGGUGGCGAUGACCGUCUGGUGAAGCUGUGGGACUACGAGGGCACGGUGACUCACAUUGGAGUGGGCCACAGUGGCAACAUCACCCGUCUUAAGAUCUGCCCCAACAAGAAGUACAUCGUGAGUGUGAGUGCAGACGGUGCCAUCCUGAUCUGGAAAUACCCAGAAUUGCACUAAGAGCUGGCACAGGAGCUGCUGCUUCCUCGGCUGCCCCCACCAUCCUUCAUCACUUCUGCAAAUCAUCUUGGCUGUUGUUAUAACACUUGCCUGUUGUUGUUGCCACCUUCCCUGGCAGUCUCUCUUGCUUUCACGUGGGCUCUCUCUUCCCCACCCC
Messenger RNA from Calidris pugnax (ruff), 2122 nucleotides. Its product is annotated as cilia- and flagella-associated protein 52-like. Gene Ontology annotation, molecular function: protein binding. Gene Ontology annotation, biological process: cilium assembly. The coding region runs from base 1 to 1965 and encodes 654 amino acids. The transcript is spliced from 14 exons. The record is from RefSeq and is a predicted model, not a curated record. NCBI's taxonomy places the organism in Eukaryota, Metazoa, Chordata, Aves, Charadriiformes, Scolopacidae.